Girardinichthys multiradiatus is the source of this 4789-nucleotide messenger RNA. Its product is annotated as guanylyl cyclase C-like. Gene Ontology annotation, biological process: cGMP biosynthetic process; protein phosphorylation; receptor guanylyl cyclase signaling pathway. NCBI's taxonomy places the organism in Eukaryota, Metazoa, Chordata, Actinopteri, Cyprinodontiformes, Goodeidae. The coding region runs from base 63 to 2996 and encodes 977 amino acids. The record is from RefSeq and is a predicted model, not a curated record. The transcript has 25 exons. Gene Ontology annotation, molecular function: ATP binding; guanylate cyclase activity; protein kinase activity. Gene Ontology annotation, cellular component: membrane.
GUUGAAUAUCACACUUUUAAACUAAUUUAUGAACAAUAUUGAACCAUUUGUGCUUUAAUGUUAUGUUGCAGCACAAUGGUGAAGUUGGAUGUGUCAUGCUGGGACCUUCAUGUACUUAUGCCACCUACCAAUUAGUGGAUGAAGCAAUCGGCUUGACCCUGAGCAUCCCCAUCAUCUCUGCUGGGAGCUUCGGCCUCUCAUGUGACUACAAGCCCAAACUCACUCGGAUUUUGCCUCCAGCUCGAAAAAUCAUUGAUUUACUCCUAAACUUUAGGAAUGAAGAGCUGGAAUUUAAGCCUAUCUGGAAAAAAUUCUUCGUGUACAAAAAGGAGAGCAAUUCAGCUGAAGACUGCUUCUGGUACAUCAAUGCACUGGAAGCACCGUCUUCAAGAUUUGCCUCACAAGCAGACAGGAGGAUGCUGCGGAGUCAAAAAGAGCUGGAGAUGGCCUUGACGUCUUCAAACCAGCACAGCAAUAUUUUUAUUUUAUGUGGCGGCCCAAAUGACAUUCUUUCAAUAAAAAAGAAUUUGACCCAUAUUCACCCAGACACCUUGUUCAUUCUUCUUGAUGUUUUCAACCCUGUGUAUUAUGUCAAUGACACGUCCCCUGACGGGAUGCAAGAUGUCCUCAUUGUCACUCUGCCACGAAGAAACUAUGCCUAUGUAUCAAACACAUCAUUCAACAACACGAUAAAUGACUAUGUGGCUGGAUAUCAUGAUGGAGCUCUGCUCUUUGGGAAAGUGCUCAGAGAAAGGAUGCUCGGCCAUGAAACCGACAAGGACUCUGAAGACGGGUCAUUGAAUUAUAACCCAUUUGGAAAUGUUACUUUUGAGGGUAUGGGAGGACACUAUGUGCUUGAUGAGUAUGGAGACAGAGAUGCAAACUUCUCUUUCAUUUACACAUCAGUCCUCACCGGGAAGUAUGAAACGCUGCUAGUGUUUGAUACAUCACAGAACAAAACCAUCGAAAAGCACCCAAACCCUGCUCUGGGUUGGAAAGGCAAACUUCCAUAUGAUGAACCUGAUAAUUCAGAAGGCUUGGAUAGGGAGGACGUUAUUGUGAUCGUUUUGGGUGUCAUUGUUGUGGUGGUGACAGCCAUCGCUCUCAUCUUCUACAGGCAGAACAGGAAGGAGCGUCUAAUGCAGAAGAAGUGGUCCCACAUCAAUCCACACCAGAUUGGUCCUCUUGAUGAGAAGGAGGUCUCUCUGAAGAUUGAUGAAGAUAAGCGGAAGGACAGCACAUACUUCAGACAGCGAGGCUGCUAUGACAAGAAGCCUGUAAUCCUGAAAGAGAUGAAACAGGCAGAUGGAGAUUUCACACCGGAACAAAAAAUUGAACUCAACACUCUGUUGCGGAUCGAUUACUACAACCUAACCAAGUUUUACGGCACUGUGAAGUUUGAGUACGGUGUCUUUGGGGUGUUUGAGCUCUGCCAGAGGGGGUCCCUCAGGCACAUUCUCAGUGACCGGAUAUCCUACCCAGAUGAAACCUUCAUGGACAUGGAGUUUAAGAUAUCAGUCAUGUAUGACAUUGCAAAGGGCAUGUCGUACCUUCACUCGAGUAAUAUUGGAGUCCACGGUCGCCUCAAAUCCACCAACUGUGUGGUCGAUAACCGCAUGGUUGUCAAGAUCACCGACUUUGGCUGCCACACCAUUCUGAUGCCAGGCAGAGAUUUGUGGACAGCUCCAGAGCAUCUCCGUAAAGACGGCGUGACACAGAAAGGCGAUGUUUACAGCUACGGCAUCAUCGCACAUGAGAUCAUUCUGAGGAAAACCCCAUUUUAUACCCAGUGCUGCUCUAACUCUGCAGAGAAAAUUCACAGAGUCCAGCAUCCCAUAGGCAACCACCUUUUCAGACCUGACCUCUACUUUGAAGGUGUAUCAGAGAGAGAAAUUGAGCUUUACAUGCUGAUAAAGAACUGCUGGGAUGAAGACCCUGAACGAAGGCCAGAUUUCAAGAAGAUAGAGUUAACACUGGGAAAGAUUUUCAGCAACUUGCACAACCAAGCCACCGAGACAUACAUGGACAACCUAAUUCGUCGUCUGCAGAUGUACUCCAGGACUUUGGAGUGUUUAGUUGAGGAGAGAACGGCUCUGUACAAAGCUGAGAGAGAUAGAGCAGAUCGCCUGAACUUCAUGCUGCUGCCUGGUUCUGUGGUGCGCUCUCUAAAGGAGACGGGCAGAGUGGAGCCGGAGCUGUUCGAGGAGGUGACCAUCUACUUCAGCGACAUUGUGGGAUUCACCACCCUCUGCCACUACAGCACCCCCAUGGAGGUGGUAGACAUGCUGAAUGAAAUCUACAAGAACUUUGAUAGCAUUUUGGAUCACCAUGAUGUCUACAAGGUUGAGACCAUAGGAGAUGCCUACAUGGUUGCAUCAGGGUUACCCAAGCGAAAUGGCAACAGGCAUGCGGUGGAUAUCGCCCAUAUGGCCCUAGACAUACUGUCAUUUGUGGGAACUUUUAAGCUUCAGCACCUGCCAGGGAUUCCUCUGUGGAUCCGUAUUGGAAUGCAUUCAGGUCCCUGUGCAGCAGGAGUGGUUGGAAACAAGAUGCCUCACUACUGUCUUUUUGGGGACACGGUGAACACGGCUUCUCGCAUGGAGUCUACAGGCCUGCCUCUGAGGAUUCAUGUGAGCCAGCCCACAAUCAAAAUUCUGCAAAGGACAGACUGCAAGUUUGAGUUUGAAAAAAGAGGAGAGACAUACCUAAAGGGUAAAGGCAAGGAGAUGACCUACUGGUUAACAGGCAUAACAGGAAGAAAAUACAACCUGCCCACACCGCCAACAGCUGAGAACUUCCAGCGGCUCCAGCAGGACUUGGCAGACAUGAUUGUAUCCAGUCUAGAGAAGCACCGAGCUGGAAAAGAGGGCUUCGAAAAGAGGAAGACCUUGUCCACUAGAAUCCGUUGGAGAGACACCAACGGCAACCUGCAGAAGGAGAGCUCACCAGAGUACUUUCACCUGGCCGUCACCGACAGUCCCAGCACCUUCCUGUGAUAGCAUCACAGAGGAACUUUCUGUUAAAGACUAUAGGCACAGUGUUUGAGAGUAAGCAUCUGUUCAGUCAGUAUGACGGUAAAGACGCAGGAGGCAAGUUAAAGGUUAAAUGAUCUAUUUAUGAUACCAGUGCUCUCUCCCCAGGUCACAGUCCUCCAUAGUUUGUUUCGGCUAUAAGAGUAGCAGGUUCUCAUGCUUGUUCUUGUAAGCUCUUCCAAACUGGGGGAAAUGUUUCAGUCCACAGAUUCAUUUGUCAAAUUGAUUUGUUUGUCUUUAUUUUUUGUGGCUCUUGUGUCAAUGCUUUGCAUGUGAUUCAUGUUAUAAUUAAGCACUUUAGCUUGGGCUUCAUGUAAUCAAAAACUAAAGUAAUUUUUUUUGCAAAAACAACUGGCCCCAGACACAAGUGAAAAUACAGAAUGUUGUUUUUAUUUACUUUUAAUAUGUGUUCUUUAUUUUUGUUGCCUGCAGGGCGCUCAUUCAUUGCAAAGUAUGAUACAUUAUUUACCGUGUAAAUAAGCUUUAUUAGCUGCGAAAAACAGUGGACCUAUAUUCACAUGCUAAUUCAGUACCUUUACUUACAGUAGGCAUUGUUCCAGUCAGACUCGUCAUCGCCAUGAAUGAAUGAAUUUUUGUAGCCGUCACAAAGCUUCUGGCAAUAUUCUUGCUGGAUAUUUGACCACUCCUAAUGGCAGAAUUUGCAGAUUACAUUUAAACUGGUUGGGUUUUGGCACUGACCCGGCUUUUGAGCAAACUCACAGUUUUUGUGUGUUUGGGAUCAUUGUCUCAUCUGUGUCCACAUUUCAGUGGUCUAGCUGUUGACUUGACAUGAAUGUGAUGAUCCUACAUCUUUAUUAUUACAUGGAGUUUGUGCAAUUCAAAUCAGUCCCACAACAUAAUGUUGCCACCACCUUGCUUGACAGUAGGUACAGUGUUUCAAAGUAUUACUUUGAUUCCCCCACAUAUAUUUCUUGUCAUGGAGAUCAAACAGCUCAAUUUCUGUCUCAUCUGACCAUAAAACGUUUCUCCUUCAGGCGUUUGGUUUGCCAAGUGGGCAGCUGCAAACAUUAAAGUUUUGGUUGUCAUCCUCUCAGACUCUACUGAUGUUAAACUUGCUUCUCAGUGGAUAGGGACACUUGUGUUCCAGGAGUUUCCAGCUCAUGGCAGGUUCCAAGGUUGCUGGGUUGUUUCUGAUUGUUCUGACCAAUUUCCUUUCAUCUGACGGCAACAGUUUGUGUCCGACAGUUGAAACUUGGACACAAGGGGAUGUUCCAACAAGACAACGAUCCCACACACAUAUCCAAACUGGCUUUAAAAGCUCAAAACAGGCUGACAUUGAGCUUAUGGAACAUUAACCAUAUACAAUAUUUCUGAUCUAGCCUUAAAAACUGGGUCAGUUCAAGCAAAACACACCAAAUAAAAAAUGAACUCUAUCAAUUCUGCCAAAUAGAAUGGUGGAAUAUUCUGCCUGUAUUAUGCUAGGAGCCUUUUGAUGACUAGGGACACUUAUCCAAAUAUUAGUGAGGGUCUGUGUAUAUUUGAGCCUGUAUGUAUAAUUCUGAGAAUGUGUGGAUUAGAGAAAAUUCACACAACAUAUUAUAUUCAAGCUAUUUCUUCUGUUUAAAAUGAUUAAAGAGGGAUGCAUCCAUUGCAUCUUUGAAAGUAUCAUUGAACACCCAAAAUCAAAAUGACAUCCAUUGGGAGGGUUUUUUAAAUGUUUAAAAUCUCUACAAUAUAUUUGCGUUGAAUUUUAUUUUGUGGUUUAUUAAAUAAAGGUUUUUCAAUGUGGCACAAAA